This is a messenger RNA of Bombina bombina (fire-bellied toad), 3206 nucleotides long. RefSeq names its product ectonucleotide pyrophosphatase/phosphodiesterase 2 (gene ENPP2). Lineage: Eukaryota; Metazoa; Chordata; Amphibia; Anura; Bombinatoridae. Gene Ontology annotation, molecular function: polysaccharide binding; zinc ion binding; phosphodiesterase I activity. The record is from RefSeq and is a predicted model, not a curated record. Gene Ontology annotation, biological process: phosphatidylcholine catabolic process; immune response.
UGCAGCUAAUAGACUGAACUCUCAGAGCAAACAGAACAGAAUCACUCAAACUAAAGCAAUAGAGGGACUAUUUAGUGACUCAGAGAAAUGCAAUGGCAGUAAAACGAUCCGUCCAUUUAUAUCAGGUGAUAUCUUUGCUCACUUUUGCCAUUGGAGUAAAUGUUUGCUUAGGAUUUACUGCUAAUCGCUUUAAGAGAUCGGAAGAAUGGGAUGAAGGACCUCCUUCAGUUCUGUCCGAUUCUUCUUGGAUCAGCACUUCUGGCUCCUGCAAGGGUCGGUGCUUUGAACUUCAAGAGGCUGAGCCUCCUGGCUGCCGAUGUGACAAUCUUUGUAAGAGCUACAACAGUUGUUGUCAAGAUUUUGAUGAGCACUGUUUAAAGUCCGCACGUGGCUACGAAUGCACAAAAGAUCGAUGUGGUGAAGCGAGAAGUGAGGAGAGCGCAUGUCACUGCUCUGAUGACUGCAUGGCAAAAGGAGAUUGUUGUACUAAUUAUCAAGUAACAUGCAAAGGUGGGACACAUUGGAUGGAUGAUGAAUGUGAAGAAAUGAAAAACCCUGAAUGCCCAGCUGGUUUUGUUCGUCCUCCUCUGAUUAUCUUCUCUGUUGAUGGUUUUCGUGCUUCAUACAUGAAGAAAGGAAAUAAAGUUUUACCAAACAUUGAUAAACUUCGAUCAUGUGGAACACACGCACCUUAUAUGAGACCUGUUUAUCCAACUAAAACGUUCCCAAAUUUGUACACUUUGGCAACAGGUCUUUAUCCAGAAUCCCAUGGAAUUGUAGGGAAUUCAAUGUACGACCCUGUCUUUGAUGCCAAUUUCCUUUUAAGGGGGCGAGAGAAAUUUAAUCACAGAUGGUGGGGAGGACAGCCAAUUUGGAUCACAGCCCCUAAACAGGGAGUGAAGACGGCAACAUUUUUCUGGCCAAUUGCUAUUAACCAGGAGCGUAGAAUUCUGACAAUUUUACAGUGGCUAAACUUACCAGACAAUGAAAGACCUUAUGUUUAUGCUUUUUACUCUGAGCAACCAGACAUAGCUGGACAUAAAUUUGGACCUUUUGGCACCGAGAUGACAACGCCUCUAAAGGAUAUAGACAAAAUAGUAGGUCAGCUAAUGGAUGGCUUGAAACAGUUGAAGCUACACAGAUGUGUAAACGUUAUCUUUGUUGGAGACCAUGGCAUGGAAGACUCAACAUGUGAGAGGACAGAGUUUCUUAGCUCUUACCUUAGCAAUGUAGAUGAUUUCAUCUUACUUCCUGGUUCUUUAGGACGAAUGAGGCCUAAAAACAAUGCAAAUAAAUAUGAUCCUAAAGCAAUUGUUGCAAAUCUGACGUGCAAGAAACAAGACCAACACUUCAAGCCUUACCUGAAACAGCACCUUCCUAAGCGACUGCACUAUGCUAAUAACAGAAGAAUUGAGGACAUUCAUCUAAUGGUUUAUGACCGAAAGUGGCACAUUGCAAAGAAACCAGUAGACGUAUAUAAGAAGCAGCCUGAAGAUGUUUUUUUCCAUGGUGAUCAUGGAUAUGACAACAAAAUAAACAGUAUGCAGCGUACUACUGUCUUUGUGGGAUAUGGUCCUACCUUUCUCAAAUAUCAGACUAAAGUGCCCUCCCUUUGAAAUAUUGAACUAUAUAAUCAUAUCGUGUAGGUAAUCUGUGAUCUACUGGGAUUAAAGCCUGCCACCAAUCAUGGAUCCCAUGGAAGCUUAAAUCACAUCUUAAGAACCCCUACUUAUAAACCUACAAUGCCAGAAGAAAGCUCCAAACCACAGCCCAUAGUUAUGACACCAUCCACCGUGAAUGAAGAAUUGGAUUGCUCAUGUGAUGACAAGAAUAAAGCUGUGGAAUUGAAUAAACGUCUUUAUCUUAAAGGAAUGAUGGUAAGGAUAAACUCUAAUAUCCCAUGUGCGGAGCUUAGCAAUGAAUUUAAGGAGUUGACUCCAAGGAAUACAGAUAAAAACCACUUAUAUGGGAGACCUGCAGUUCUUUUUAAAACAAAAUACACUGUUUUACAUCACAGUGAUUUUGCAAGUGGUUACAGUGAAACAUUUCUAAUGCCGCUCUGGACUUCCUAUACUGUGUCAAAGCAAGCCGACAUAUCGGUUAUUCCUGAGCACUUAUCUAACUGUGUAAGGCUUGACCCACGCAUUUCUCCUGGAAACAGUCAAAGUUGCUCAGCGUACAAAACUGAUAAACAGAUGACUUACGGAUUUCUUUUUCCACCUCAAUUAAGUUCCUCUGCAGAUGCAAAAUAUGAUGGAUUUCUUAUAACAAAUGCCAUUCCCAUAUACCCAGCAUUUAAAAGAAUAUGGAACUAUUUCCAGAGAGUACUCAUAAAAAGAUUUGCAUCAGAAAGAAAUGGAGUUAAUAUUAUUAGUGGACCAAUAUUUGAUUAUGACUAUGAUGGUUUACAUGACACCCCAGAUAAAAUAAAAAGCUAUGUUGAUGGAUCAAUACCUAUUCCCACUCAUUACUACAGUAUCAUAACCAGCUGUCUUGAUUUCACCCAGUCAGCUGACAACUGCGACGGCCGAUUAUCUGUUGUCUCUUUUAUACUUCCACACCGACCUGAUAAUGAUGAAAGCUGCAAUGCUACUGAAGAGGAUACAAAGUGGGUAGAAGAUCUUUUAAAAACGCACACUGCACGUGUUCGUGACAUAGAACAGCUCACUGGCUUGGAUUUUUACCGGAAGACCAACCGCAGCUACACAGAAAUUCUUUCCCUAAAGACACAUCUGCAUACGUAUGAAAGUGAGAUUUAACACUGACAAGCCUGUUUUGUCUCGAGUGGUGUAUAUUUUUAUAUUGGUUUAUUAUUAUUAUUAUUUUUUUGUUUGUAUUUAUUAAUUUUUAAACCAGGACACUUAAAUAUUAGUAUUUUAAUCCUCUUCCAAAUCUUAAAUGUUAUGCACAAUGUCUGUUGUCCAAUUGUUUAAUGUUUAUAUUUAGAUGCCUUUUUUAAAGAAACUCAUUGCUGCAGCUAGGCUUUUAGAUACCGCUUUUUAAUAGUGCUGCAGAUUUUCUAAUUGCACUAUGGAAGUUUGUUUUCUAGUGCAUUGCUGGUAUAUUUGUAGUCCUUUUAUUGUAUAAUGAAAUACUCAACAUGUAAAUGACCUAUGUUAACUGGAUGUCAUGUGACCAAACAUAUAUUUAUGCUGUAUGGAAUAAUAGACUCGUGUAUGUAAUAAACCACACAAAUACAUUUGUAA